Molecule: messenger RNA, 1314 nt
Organism: Zasmidium cellare ATCC 36951
Lineage: Eukaryota; Fungi; Ascomycota; Dothideomycetes; Mycosphaerellales; Mycosphaerellaceae
Exons: 1
Coding region: 1-1314 (437 amino acids)
Molecular function (GO): oxidoreductase activity; FMN binding
Source: RefSeq, a predicted model, not a curated record
AUGUCCGCCUCGCCUCGCUACAAGUCCGAAGACCACGAUGCUACAACACUAGCCAGUCCGUUACACUUCAACUUCGCGAACGUUGAUGCGCCGAACCGAUUUCUCAAGGCCGCCAUGACUGAACGAUCAUCUACAUGGGAUCCAGUGAUCCCAGAGAAUCGAGGAGUUCCGGGUGCGGCGAUGUUCCAAUUGUACAAGACAUGGGGCGAAGGACGCAUAGGACUUAUCCUGACCGGUAACGUCAUGCUUGAGUACGACCAAGUUGCAACGGCUGGAGAUCUUGUUGCUCCACGUGGAGCGCCUUUCUCUGGGCCGCGUUUCGAAGCCUUCCAGAAACUAGCAGCAGCUGGAAAGGCUCAAGGCAGCCUCAUGGUAGCUCAACUGAACCAUCCUGGCAAGCAGAUCGACAGCAGGAUCCAACCAUACCCCGUCUCAGCGUCAGAAUCCCCGGCGCACAGCACGCUUCUCGGGUUUGAGGCAGCAAAGGCUCGUUCGGCGUCCACAGGAGACAUUGCUCGUAUUGUAGAUGGAUUCGCACACUCCGCAGAGUAUCUCGACAAGGCUGGAUUCGACGGAGUUGAAUUCCAUGCUGCGCACGGCUACUUGAUCGCUCAAUUCCUUUCGGCUGAUACGAAUUUGAGAACAGAUCAGUAUGGCCAAAGCCUCGAAAACAGAGCUCGACUACUCGUUGAAGUUGCGCAAGCUAUACGCAAGAGGACCAGACCAUCCUUCAUUCUCGGAGUAAAACUGAACUCUGUCGAGUUCCAACACGCUGGUCUGAGACCUGAGGAGGCAAAACGUCUUUGCGAAAUACUUGAGGAAAGCCAGUUCGAUUUCGUGGAGCUCAGCGGUGGAACACUUGAACACUUUGUCCACAAGCGGGAAAGCACACGGAAAAGAGAGGGUUUCUUCAUGGAGUUCGCUGACUCGAUUGUCCCGAUGCUGACGAAGACGAAGGUCUACGUGACCGGAGGCUUCAAGACGAUUGGUGGUAUGGCCAAAGCAGUCGAGAGGGUGGAUGGUGUUGGUCUCGGACGUCCAUUAGCCCAGGAACCUUGGCUGGUCAAAGAACUGCUCGCUGGCGAGAUUAAUGGGGCGAUCUUACAACGACAGGAUGAGAGUGACUACGGUCUCACCAACAUGGUGGCGGGAUCGCAGCUGAGACGUCUCGGAGCUGGCCAGCAGCCUCUUGACAUGAGCCGGCAGGAGAACGAGGAGGCGUUUGGGAAAGCCGUGGGCAAGUGGUUGGAGGAGGCGAAGAGUGACGCUGUGAAUCCUGUGUAUGGAUAUCCGGACAUCACGAACGUGACGUGA